This is a messenger RNA of Dimorphilus gyrociliatus, 403 nucleotides long. Lineage: Eukaryota; Metazoa; Annelida; Polychaeta; Dinophilidae. The record is from the annotation of a GenBank genome assembly.
UAUGGAUGAACAAACUCGUCUGGCGAAAUUUGAAUCCAUGAGGAAGCAGACAAAUCAUAAACAACUAUUUCUCAAUCAUCAAGAGUUGGCAAAGCAUAGAGACAGAGUUAUAAGACGCUAUGCUUUAGACGCAAAAGUUGCUACUUCAGAUAUUCAACGUCAACAGUAUUACAUGGAAUUAAAAAAGGAAAAGUUGAGAAAAGAUAUGAAAAAAUUGGAUUUAAGAAGAGAGAAGACUCAUACGUAUUUUAGAAGAAUAGACAAUCGUCAUCUAGAAAGAGAAAGAACUUUUAAAUAUGACUUUGCCAAUCCUUCAACGAAUCGAUUCCAAUUAGAUAGGAUUCUAGGUAAACUUUUCACACUACCCUCGAUUGCUACUAACGAGAGAGCCAAUAAGGGUUGA